Messenger RNA from Closterium sp. Yama58-4, 998 nucleotides. The record is from the annotation of a GenBank genome assembly. NCBI's taxonomy places the organism in Eukaryota, Viridiplantae, Streptophyta, Zygnematophyceae, Desmidiales, Closteriaceae.
UUUCAGCACUGCUCUUGUUUGUGCCUCCGCUGUCUCGCAACAACUGCCCCCACCUCGCCCCUCCCCACAGCUACUGCUUCUGCGAUCGGUCCCAUGGGGGUGUGGACUGCUCCAUUGAGACCGUCUCCCAGCUAGGCAUACAGCAGCAGCGGUGGGCGCUGGUGGGCAGCAACGUGGUGGCAGUGCUGCCAGCCAUGGUGUCGCUGUCCCUGGGGGCAUACCCCGAGUGGGUGAUGUUCUCCCUCAACGGCCUCUGCAGCGCCCUCUACCACCUGUGUGACACGGACGGCUGGUGCGCUGCACGCUACCCCACGCUGCAGUUCGCGGACUUCUACUCCAGCUUCCUGGCCGUGCUGCUGGCCUUCCUGCACGCCGCACAAGUGCCCAUCUGGCCGCGCUUCCUCUUCUUCGUCCUCGCCUCCUUCUCCACCUCCAUCCUCGCUGCUGACCGCGCCACCAGUGGGUGGAGCAUCGUGGUGCUGCUGGCGCUGGGAGCAGCAGCGCUCAUCACCGGCUGGCUCAUCCGCCUCGCUGCUCUGCGCCACUCCCCCCUCCUCCCCCCCUCCUCCUCCUGCUCCGCCACUCAUGCCCCCAACGCCCCUGUGGAAGCGGGUGACUACGCUGGCGAGGCGGUGGAAGAAGAGUCCCAGCGCGGCCUCAUGGGAGGGGAGGACACCUCUCUGCUCUCCACCGCUUGCACGCGUGACCACCGGUGUGGCGGUAAAACGAACAGCACCUCUGAUUGUGGCAGCUGUGGUGGCAGCGCGGAGAGGUCGUGUGGGGUUGCGAGGGCAAGUAAAGCGCGGCAGCAAGCAUCGAUGUGGAGAAGAUCGUUCCACUGGUGGUGGAGGCAGGUGGGUGUGGUGCUGCGCAUGCUGCACAGCCUGCUCGCCGCCUUCCACCUGCCCUCGCUGCUGCUGGGCGUGCUGGCUGCGCUGCUCGCUGCCUCAAGCUUCCUCGUGGAGGUGCCCGACACCUACUGGAUCUGGCACAGGUGA